Messenger RNA from Oryctolagus cuniculus (rabbit), 1734 nucleotides. RefSeq names its product CDP-diacylglycerol--inositol 3-phosphatidyltransferase (gene CDIPT). Gene Ontology annotation, biological process: phosphatidylinositol biosynthetic process. The record is from RefSeq and is a predicted model, not a curated record. Lineage: Eukaryota; Metazoa; Chordata; Mammalia; Lagomorpha; Leporidae. Gene Ontology annotation, cellular component: Golgi apparatus; membrane. Gene Ontology annotation, molecular function: CDP-diacylglycerol-inositol 3-phosphatidyltransferase activity.
AGGUCUUAAAGGGGCCGCAGCCAUUUUUAAGCCCUCCUUUUUUUCCCACUCCGUCUCUCUUCUAAAUUGGCAACGACUCGAGCAGUCGAGUGGGCUCCCGGAAGCCGAGCACAGCUGGAGCAGCCGAGACCCCUGCUGGCCGGGGCUUCGGCUGGGGGCGGGGGGCUGCGCAUCGCCGGGGCGGGGUGCGCGCGCUCCCUGCGCCCCGCGCACAGCUGGCUCGGCCCCUGCUCCCGCAGCCUGCGGGCUGGAACAGCUGGGGCCCGGCCGGGGCCGCGGGCUCCAGCGCGCGGUUGGCGGCGCCGGGACAGCGUUGGCACCGCCAGAGCCCGCCCUGGGCGGCGAGGGAGCCGGCGCGAUGCCGGGCGAAAAUAUCUUCCUGUUCGUGCCUAACCUCAUCGGUUACGCCCGGAUUGUCUUCGCCAUCGUCGCCUUCUACUUCAUGCCCAGCUGCCCCCUCACGGCCUCCUCCUUCUACCUGCUCAGCGGGCUCCUGGACGCUUUCGAUGGACACGCGGCUCGAGCGCUCAAUCAAGGAACCCGGUUUGGAGCCAUGUUGGACAUGCUGACCGACCGCUGUGCCACCAUGUGCCUGCUGGUCAACUUGGCCCUGCUGUACCCUCGCGCCACCCUCCUCUUCCAGCUCAGCAUGAGCCUGGACGUGGCCAGUCACUGGCUGCACCUCCACAGUUCCGUGGUCCGAGGCAGUGAGAGCCACAAGAUGAUCGACCUGUCUGGGAAUCCAGUGCUCCGUAUCUACUACACGUCCAGGCCUGCCCUGUUCACCCUGUGUGCCGGCAACGAACUCUUCUACUGCCUCCUCUACCUGUUCAAUUUCUCCGAGGGACCAUUAGUCGGCUCCGUGGGGCUCUUCCGCGUGGGCCUUUGGGUCACUGCCCCCAUCGCCCUGCUCAAGUCCCUCAUCAGCAUCAUCCACCUGGUCACGGCCGCCCGCAACAUGGCUGCCCUGGACGCCGCAGACCGAGCCAAGAAGAAGUGACCCUGGAGCCCCGAGUCCCACCCCUUCCCCGGCGGGCCGGCCGCCCUCCUGCCCUGGGCGUCACAUCGUGCCAUGCGGCCACCCCUCCCUCCGAGAGGCCCGGUGUCGCGUCGUCCUCGUGUGUCGUCCAGCCUGCUGGGAUGCGGUCAGCUUCCCUUUGGUGAUGUCACAGGCCCACCCCUGGGCUUCGAAUCAGGAGGCCCCUCUGCCCGUUCAGCCAGCGACUAGCACUGCCUACCUGCUGGCCCGGCCCUGGGGACCUGGCUGAGGUCUUAGGGAGCGUGGAGUGAGAGGAGUGGUGGAGGCGCCGGGUUUCCCAGUAGGCACAGGAGUCACAGCUCUGCCCUUGGCCUGGGGAAGCCUUGGGGCUCCGCCCCCACCGGUCGUCAGGUCCCCCGUGCCGUCCGCCCUGGCUCUGGAAGCCUUAGCAGUAAAGGUGGGAGUUCCACCAGAAUGGUGGACAUGGUUUCCUUUGAGGCCUCCGUGGGUCCUGGGGAACUUGGACGGAUUUGGAGGUACUUCCCCCGGCUGUGGGCUGGCCGCUUCCGGCCCCAGAUGCCGGCCGUGGCCCCUGUGCCCUCCGGCUGGGUGUUCUUGGCCGUCCAUGUGUAUCCACACUCUUGGUGUUUUCUGCCCCCACCAGGGCGCAGCCUUUCCACGAUGCCGUCUCUGUCUAGAAUGAAGACUCUUAGCCUGGCAUAUAAUAGCUGCUUAAUAAAUAUUUGUGAUUAGAA